Molecule: messenger RNA, 993 nt
Organism: Clarias gariepinus (North African catfish)
Lineage: Eukaryota; Metazoa; Chordata; Actinopteri; Siluriformes; Clariidae
Product: trace amine-associated receptor 13c-like
Exons: 1
Coding region: 1-993 (330 amino acids)
Biological process (GO): G protein-coupled receptor signaling pathway
Cellular component (GO): membrane
Molecular function (GO): trace-amine receptor activity
Source: RefSeq, a predicted model, not a curated record
AUGAACCUGACAGAGCUUAACCAGUCUGAUCGCUGUGAGCAUUUCUCCUGUCCAGAGAGAACUUUAUCUCCUGAAGUUUAUAUUCUACUGUAUGUGUGUUCAACUGCUGUGAUUCUUCUAACAGUGUGUGGAAAUCUGCUUGUCAUCAUCUCUGUUCUUCACUUCAAGCAACUUCACACACCAACCAAUACACUUGUGCUGUCUCUUGCUGUGUCAGAUUUACUCAUCGGUGCUUUUGUGAUGCUACCAACGUUUAUCUGGACAAUUGAAUCAUGCUGGAUUUUUGAUAUAAGUUAUUGCAUCUUUUUAAUGAUCAUUUCUUUUUUUCUUGGGAGCCAGUCCAUAUAUAAUAUUGCUUUGAUCUCUGUGGAUCGGUAUUUGGCUCUCUCAAACCCAUUUUUCUACACAAACACAAUCACUAGGAGGAAAUUAAGCACAGUGGUUUAUUCUAAUUGGUUUUUGUGUCUAGGGUAUGCCAUGGCACUUUUGUAUUUUAAUAGUCACUUAAUGAAGUUUGGCAUGUGUCCUGGAGAGUGUUUUUACUUUCUAAAUGAAGUUUGGACAGUAAUUGAUCUUGUAUAUUCAUUUAUUGUUCCACUUUCUGUCAUAAUCAUAUUGUAUACUCUGAUUUUUGUAAUUGCUAAGAAACAUGCCACUGCUAUCAGAGAGCUCAAUAAUCACACACGGUCUAAUACACAGAAAAUCAACUCGCAUCCGAUGAAAUCUGAGAGAAAAGCAGCAAAAGUCCUCGGAAUUUUAGUGUCUGUGUUUCUGGUGUGUUUACUUCCAUAUUUUAUUUAUAGUUUGCUAGGUGGUGUUACUGAACUACAGUUGGAUACAAUUCAUAAACUUUUAAUUAUGUUUUGUCUUAACUCCACUAUUAAUCCAUUUAUUUAUGCCCUGUUUUAUCCCUGGUUUAGAAGGUGCAUUAAACUGAUUAUAUCUUUGCAUAUAUUUAAAACAGACUCUGCAUUAAUCAAUAUUCUUUCAUGA